Messenger RNA from Hydatigera taeniaeformis, 387 nucleotides. The record is from the annotation of a GenBank genome assembly. NCBI's taxonomy places the organism in Eukaryota, Metazoa, Platyhelminthes, Cestoda, Cyclophyllidea, Taeniidae.
AUGUUUGUUGUCUCCGUUCUGGUUUUUUCUUGCAAAGGCCAAGACGACGAGUUCAUGGAAUUUUAUGAUCCCGAUGAAGGUAGCCCUGUUGAAGCGGAAGGUCUAAUCCAUCGGGAGCCUGCUAGAGAAUCCUCUUUUAACGACUUUGAGCAGCCGAUGGAAAGCGAAUCCGACGACUCGAAUCAUGAGUCCAUUCUGGAAAUUGAACCUGAUGAUGAAGAAUUUGAAGGGUACAUUCCUCGGAAAGUUGAAUCCGAAAACAGUGACUCGUCCUCAAAUAAGCCUCUUUUAAAAGUAGCCAAAGUAAGCUAUUUUUGUUUUAAAAUGUUUCACUUUCCUGCUACUUUGAUCUACCUCCUAGUCUACAAUGUCUUUCAUUGGAGUUAA